GGGUUGCCGUUAAAUCUGUCUGUCACCAGGAAAUUCAGGAGUUCCAUGAACACGGACACGGCAGCUUAUGACUUAAGGUCAACUGGUUGGCUAUAUCAACACAAGCAAGUCUUACGAUAAAAAAUGAACAGUACUGACUGUUACCCAGUGGAUGAUAACAUGACAAAAGUCUUCCUCCCUGUCAUGUAUGGGAUUAUCUUUGCAGUGGGGCUGUUAGGUAACCUGACGUCUAUCAUCAUCUACGUGGUCAGGUUACGCCCGUGGAAGAUCAACAGCGUUAUCAUGGUGAACCUCGCCCUGGCAGACCUCCAGUAUGUCCUGAGUCUGCCAUUCCUAGUCCACUAUUACAUCACUGAAGACUGGAGCUUCAGUGACGCCAUGUGUCGCGCUGUACGCUUCGGCUUCCACUUCAACCUGUACUGCAGCAUCCUCUUCCUCGCUUGCCUCAGUGUCUGCCGUUACGUGGUGGUGGUUCACCCGCUGAGGGCCGUCCAGAUGCAAAGGAAGCGUUGGGCUGUGGUGGUUUGCCUGGCUGUCUGGCUCAUCGCUCUGUUAGAGGUAACCCCCAUGGUGUUCAUGUUGACUGUGGAGAAGACCGCGAACAACAUCACGUCAUGCAUUGAUUUUGCAAGUAACGAUCCUCAAGAUGUGUGGGUCUACAGCUGGCUACUCACAGUCGUGGGCUACUUACUCCCCCUAGUGGUGGUGUGCCUGAGCUACAUUCAAGCUGCACGUGAACUGUCCACCGGGCCCCUCGAGGGCCGUAUUUCCCGGGUGCGUGCCCGCAAGCUGUCUGUGCUAAUUCUGGUGGUAUUUGUGCUGUGCUUCACACCCUACCACAUCCUCCGUGCCCUGAGGGUGUACACACAGAUUGAAAUCCCACAUCCAUUGCCCUGCGUAAUGAGGAGGGGUGUAUACGUAGCAUACACCAUAUCUAGACCUUUGGCCGGGCUUAACACUUUCUUCAACCUGGCUUUGUACACACUGGCUGGAGACAAGUUCCACCGGGAGCUCCUUAACCUCCUCCGCUGGAGACCCAAGUUUCUCAAGUUUUUCAGGACUAAGAAAUUCCUCAUGGUGGAAGUAGUCAGUCAACCUGGCAGCGGAAUCUCACUGACUAACCUGAUGAAGAUCUAAGAUUGUUCUGUUUGAGCCAGUCAGGUCAUCUUCGACUGGCAUUCUGCUGCCAUUUGAACGCCGCUCACAGCUCACAAUGCCGUUGGCGU
Messenger RNA from Esox lucius (northern pike), 1226 nucleotides. Its product is annotated as 2-oxoglutarate receptor 1. The transcript is spliced from 3 exons. Gene Ontology annotation, molecular function: G protein-coupled receptor activity. Gene Ontology annotation, cellular component: plasma membrane. Bases 124 to 1137 code for a protein of 337 amino acids. NCBI's taxonomy places the organism in Eukaryota, Metazoa, Chordata, Actinopteri, Esociformes, Esocidae. Gene Ontology annotation, biological process: G protein-coupled receptor signaling pathway. The record is from RefSeq and is a predicted model, not a curated record.